AUGAUUGAACCUUAUCCAACCAACGAGCUGAUUAAACGUUGUGAUCCUCAAACUGUGGAAUCGCUUCAAGAUCGAUCUUAUGACUUCAUUUAUCUCGACGGUGAUCAUUCGUACGCUGGUGUAAAGCAAGAAAUGUUCUACUAUUGGCCAAAAGUUAGAAACGGUGGGAUGAUGGCCGGCCAUGAUUACUGUAAUUUCGGCGAGCAAAGUUUGGUUUGCAGUGGAUGUAGCGUCGUUCCCAAGUGUUUGCCAUAUACAGAGUAUGGAAUUGCGAGAGGGAAAAAAAACGGUCCGCUGGGUACUGCAGCGAAUGAAAACGAUGUUGUCCGGGCUGUGCAAGAAUGGAUGGCUGAAAUGAAUGAUCCCAGAUUGACGCUUCGGUACACAAGAGAAGAUUUCACACGCGAAAGCCUAGCUCAAGACGAUAUGGACUACGAAUUAGUUAUUACGAACACCCGCACACCUUCUUGGUACAUAUUGAAGCCAUUCUAG
Molecule: messenger RNA, 492 nt
Organism: Cylindrotheca closterium
Lineage: Eukaryota; Bacillariophyta; Bacillariophyceae; Bacillariales; Bacillariaceae
Source: the annotation of a GenBank genome assembly